AUGUACACCGAACGAAGAAAAUAUUAUCCACCAUUUCCUAAGUCACUUGAUGAAGCAUUUACUCAGCUUAAGGAAAAUCAAAAUGAAAACAGUUUAAUGUGUACAGGUACAAUACAAAAUAUUGAAUUUAUGACGACUUGUACUAACUUUUUUGGCGAUGGUACAUUUGAAUAUGCACCGAAGUAUUUUGUUCAGCUUUACACAAUUCAUUGUUUUAAAAAUGGCCAUUGUGUGCCUGUAGUAUAUUUUUUUUUAAAUGACAAAUUAAAAGAAACGUACAGUAACAUGUGGAAGUUUAUUGUUGAUUUAUGUUUUAAAAUGACGAACCGAGUGUUAAACAUUACUAAUUUGCACUUGGAUUUUGAACUUGGAGCCCAUAAAGCAGUGGUAGAGAUGUUCCUUCAAGUUAAUAUUAUUGGUUGCAGAUUCCAUCUAGGACAAUCAUGGUGGCGAAAGAUAAAUAGUGAAAGUAAACUUCGAAAUACAUAUAAAAAUUCUGAUGACGCCCUAGGAAAUUGGCUAAAGAUGUUUUUUGGUCUUCAAUUUAUAAAACAUGACAAAGUUGAAGAUGCAUUCGUAGAGUUAAUCGCUGUUUGCCCAAAUGAAGAAAUUGACCAAAUGUUUUUAGAUUAUGAUUUAAAUAAUUACAUAGAGCCUGGCUGUCCGUUCAAUACGAAAUUGUGGGCAAUGAAACCUUCGGAAAAUCAAAGGUAA
Molecule: messenger RNA, 714 nt
Organism: Macrosiphum euphorbiae (potato aphid)
Lineage: Eukaryota; Metazoa; Arthropoda; Insecta; Hemiptera; Aphididae
Source: the annotation of a GenBank genome assembly